This is a messenger RNA of Trichosporon asahii var. asahii CBS 2479, 798 nucleotides long. RefSeq lists its product as uncharacterized. The record is from RefSeq and is a predicted model, not a curated record. The transcript has a single exon. NCBI's taxonomy places the organism in Eukaryota, Fungi, Basidiomycota, Tremellomycetes, Trichosporonales, Trichosporonaceae. The coding region runs from base 1 to 798 and encodes 265 amino acids.
AUGGGUAUCCUGGGCUACUUCUUCCACCUCCCUCGUCCCGACAUCCGCGAGAACACGACCCUAUUCAAGCAUGCGGGCAAGGAGCCGUUCCUCGUCCGCCGCCCCGGACCCAAUGCGCACACCGAAAUUCUCGGCGUCAAGCCCUUCUGGUGGCGCAAGGAUCGGACGGUCUGGCGCAAGAAGAAGAUGCCGUGGGGUAACGACCCGGCGCUGUUCAACAACCACAGCAACGGGUGGCCCGAGGUGCCUGCCGUGCGGCGCUUGACGGCGCAGGAGUGGCUCGCUCGUCCAACCAACCCGCCCACCAAGGACAAGUGGGGCAACGUGUGGUACGACGCAAGCGAGGACAUCCACGGCAUCCCGAUCGCGUGCGGGCUGUGGCUCAUGUGGCACCCGUUCGUGGACUGGAAGGAGUUCGACUACGUCGUGCAGCUGUUUGCUAUGGAGCUCGCUGGCCGACGCAUGCCCGAGCUCCACUACAUCCCCUUCGAGGACAUUCACGAGGCUAUCCGCGCCAUGGACCUCGAGGCAUGGGGACCCCGCUGGGCCAAGGCUGCCGAUCACUCAGUCGACGUCCAGGAGAUCUGGAGACGCAUCCUCAUCGUCAUCCGUAAGUUUGACAGGCCCGACGUCGUUGCCUGCAGCGCCUUUGCCAGCGCUUUUAGGGGGUUCCCCAUGAAGACCCAGCGUCAGGCUAUGAUGCACUGCCUCCGCACGGCGCAGAGGCAGCGCGACAUCACGGAGGACACGGGUAACCACUACAUCUGGAUGGAUCCCGGCAACGGAUUCCAGCCCUAG